Nerophis lumbriciformis (worm pipefish) is the source of this 1218-nucleotide messenger RNA. NCBI's taxonomy places the organism in Eukaryota, Metazoa, Chordata, Actinopteri, Syngnathiformes, Syngnathidae. The record is from RefSeq and is a predicted model, not a curated record.
AUGGAGGUUUUGGUAAAGGCGGCGGUGGCCGAGAUCAGCAAACUGGUUGAUGACAAUAGUGCUUUCCUGCACCUGGAAAUCUCGCGGAAGCAGAGCGAGAACGAGAUAUUGAAGAGGAAACUGCUCGCCGCGGAGAAUAAAAACACGCAGAUGCAGCGACUGUUCGAAAACUUGGUGGUGGACAGAUCAAAUGAUGGAAGAAACUCUUCACAUCCAACAGGAGAGGUCAAGUGUCCAGAAAUAGAAGACCCCAAUGUUUCGUUCAGUAUCAAGGAAGAGAGUCCGGAUGAAGUUCUGUGGAUCAGUGACCCGGCCAGCUCGCUACAGUACCAGAACGUUUCAGAUAGGUUCGAAGAGGACCACCAGAAAAAUGCCUCAGACUGUGGGGACUCGUUCGCGUCAGGUGAGCACGGAGACGAGGUAAGCGGCCUCCACACACUAGUCAAGACGGAGAAGGAUGAGACUGCAUCAGGUGGAUUCGCUCGGGAUGGGUGCCCGCUGGGCACCACCAAGCAAAAUCAACUGGCCGACUUGUCGCUGGACGAGCGAGACCACCAGCUGUGGUCAUCCAUCAUCAACGGGGACGACAUCGAGACUUCUUUCCCGGACUUUUCCAGUGUGGUGGACGAGUACUCGGACAGCUUCUCUGAGCAACCGCGCAAGUCACAACGGUCCUGUAACAGUGCUUACGAGGACGAGUACCCCAAGGACCCACCGUCCUCCACCUUUCCGCUCGGCUCACAUUCAGACACGCGUAAGGAGCAGGUCUACCCACAGCGACGUCCCCAAGUUGGGGAACCAUCACUGUCAGACGGCCCUGCGGCUGCCACCUUGCGGGGUGCUUUCUCCCUCUCUGAGACUGACCGCCGACCUUUGCAGCGGGGUUUUGCCUGCGGGCAGUGCGGUAAGACCUUCUCGCGACUACAUCAGUUUAAGCUGCACCAGCAGAGCCACAAGCGCAAACGGGCCUUCUGGUGUGCCGUGUGCGGCAAAGGCUUCCAGUGCUCGUCGCACCUCAGCAUCCACCACCGCACGCACACUGGCGAGAAGCCGUACAGCUGCCUACAAUGCGGAAAGCGCUUCACGCAACAGAGCAGCCUACGCGUGCACCAGCGCACACACAGUGGCGAGCGGCCGUACAAUUGUGCCGAGUGUGGAAAGACCUUUAUCCUCAUGCACCACCUCAAGCGACACUGCGUCAUUCAUACGUACAGCUGA